Messenger RNA from Aedes albopictus (Asian tiger mosquito), 1701 nucleotides. RefSeq names its product protein henna. The coding region runs from base 224 to 1567 and encodes 447 amino acids. Lineage: Eukaryota; Metazoa; Arthropoda; Insecta; Diptera; Culicidae. Gene Ontology annotation, biological process: L-phenylalanine catabolic process; L-tyrosine biosynthetic process. Gene Ontology annotation, molecular function: phenylalanine 4-monooxygenase activity; iron ion binding. The record is from RefSeq and is a predicted model, not a curated record. The transcript is spliced from 4 exons.
UCCUAGAGCCUGUCCGAUCAGUUUCCAGUUGGAGUCGACCGUGAUCGUUGGAACUUGGUCCAAGUGCUGUGGAGCGAAGUGAACAUUUUAAGGCAGUGAUUGAAGCGGGAAACAGAAGCUGUUGUGUUACUAAGGAGGUGUUUGUUAUAGAAGCUCUUGUAAACUGAGGAAAAAAGUUGUUGUUUGAAGGCGUUGUUGCUAUAAAUAUUUGUGCACUAUCAAGAUGUACGGAAGGCAGGAUUCUUUAGGGCCAACCCUAAAGGAGGGCGGAUCCUACAUCAUGGAAGGACACGAGUCUGCCGAGGCGAAGAAUGUCAGCAUCAUCUUUUCGCCGCAGCAAGAGGAAGCCGGUGCACUGGCCAAAAUGCUGAAGAUCUUCGACGAGCAUAGAGUGAACUUGCUGCAUAUUGAAUCGCGAUCGUCCACCCGUGGACCGGGGUACGAGUUCAUGGUUGAGUGCGACAGCAAGAGCCAGAACCUGAGUGCGGCCAUCGAGGCCGUGCGAGACAAGAGCGACUACUUCAACAUCAUUUCGCGUGAUUACAAGGAUAAUGAGGCUACCGUACCAUGGUUCCCGCGGCGUAUUCGAGACUUGGACCGCUUCGCCAACCAAAUCUUGUCCUAUGGAGCUGAGCUGGAUUCUGAUCACCCUGGUUUCACCGAUGAGACAUACCGUGCCCGUCGUAAGUACUUUGCGGACAUUGCGUUCAACUACAAGCACGGCCAACCGUUGCCGCAUGUCGACUACACCGAGGAAGAGACCAACACUUGGAAGGUUGUUUUCCAGAACCUGACCAAACUGUACCCAACGCACGCUUGCCGGGAACACAACCACGUGUUCCCUCUGUUGAUCGAGAACUGUGGCUACAGGGAGGACAACAUUCCCCAGCUGGAGGACGUGUCCAACUUCCUGAAGGAUUGUACCGGUUUCACACUACGUCCGGUGGCUGGUCUGCUGUCGUCGCGUGAUUUCCUUGCGGGAUUGGCAUUCCGGGUGUUCCACUCGACGCAGUACAUCCGCCACCCGAGCAAGCCGCUGUACACCCCGGAACCGGACGUGUGCCACGAGCUGUUGGGUCAUGCGCCGCUGUUUGCCGAUCCGUCUUUUGCGCAGUUCUCGCAGGAAAUCGGAUUGGCGUCGCUCGGAGCCCCCGAUGAGUUCGUCGAAAAGCUGGCCACGUGCUUCUGGUUCACGGUUGAAUUCGGCCUGUGUCGCCAAAACGGCGAACUCAAAGCCUACGGCGCCGGUCUGCUGUCCUCGUUCGGUGAGCUCCAGUACUGCCUGUCCGACAAGCCUGAACUCCGUGAGUUCGAUCCACAGCUAACGGGCGAACAGAAGUACCCCAUCACCGAGUACCAGCCGGUGUACUUCGUGGCCAACAGCUUCGACAACGCCGUCCAGAAGAUGGUGGCCUAUGCCAACACGAUCCCUCGUCCGUUCGGCGUCCGCUACAACGCCUACACCCAGAGCGUGGAGAUUCUCGACUCCAAACCGCAGAUUUCCAACCUGAUGCGCAACAUCCACGGUGAAUUUGAAAUCCUGCAGAACGCGUUCAAGAAAUUGUAGGCAGUCUAGGCAGCGGCUGUAAGUGUUAAGUUUUAAACAAAAUAAAUACUUUUAAGCUUAUCAUCAAACAUAGAAAAAUUGUUAUUAAGAAUGCAAAAUUUAUGAAUAAGACUGUGCCAAACGAUUGAAACCAA